AUGGCACCAAAACAAAUGGAAUCAAUUGAAUUAUCAAACAUAGUCAAUGAAAAUGAUAAUAAUUCCGAUUCAGAUAUAAGUCCAAAUGAUAGUGAAGUUGAAAUACUUAUUCCUGAUCAAAAUCGUUCACGAUAUAACAAAACAACAUUAUCGACUAUAUUUGAUCAUAAUGAAGAAAAAUGGGGUCUUCUAUUAUGGGGUGGUCUUCUAAUACGAAUUUGUGAGCGAGAUGAUGCGAAUUUUUUAGAAGGUAAUGCUAAAAUGGAAUUAUAUGUAUUUAAAGAAAUAACUGAAAUUUAUAUACUUGUUCCAGCUUUACUUGGUUUAAAAGGAAAUCUAGAAAUGACAUUAACAUCACGUUUAUCUACACAAGCUAAUAUCGAAAAUAUAAUUUUAACACAAUUACGAAUUAUUAUUGUUGAUUUUCUUGCUACUCUUGUAUUGCUUGCUAUGGGAUGUAUGCCUCAAGGACAUUUUAAUUUACGACAUGCACUUGUUUUAUGUAAUAGUAGCGUUUCAACAGCAUCAAUUACUUCGUUAGUAUUAGGUGUAGGCGAUAAUUUAGUAGCUGUUCAAGCAAGUCGAUUAUCUACUACACUUCAUCAACAAGGCAAACCAGAAGAAUUUCAAAAUACUACACAAUAUCAUGCUUCAAAAUUUUGUCCUGAUCCAUAUAAAAUAUUUUGUUCAACUAAAAGUAACUCAUCAACAACACGUGUUUUAUUAUUUCUGGAUAUACGAGGUCAUUUAACAUUUGUUUUCAUUAUAUCAUGA
Molecule: messenger RNA, 774 nt
Organism: Adineta steineri
Lineage: Eukaryota; Metazoa; Rotifera; Eurotatoria; Adinetida; Adinetidae
Source: the annotation of a GenBank genome assembly